AAACAAGUGUAAAGAAAGAGUAAAAAUGGAAGCAGCAGUGGUUAUUUUCUAUCCCCUCUUCCCUUUUCGACUUCCAGCAGCCAAAGACACUCUCUUCUUUCUUCCACAAUAAAAAGAGGAGAGUAACAUUUUCUUUUGGCGCCCAUUCCUCAAGAAAUUUUCCCGAAAGAUUCCCUCGCUGUUUCAGUCCCCCAACGCUUCCAAUUCCGCACAAAUUCUUAUUCUAUCGUUUGCAUUAGUUGCGCGUAGUUUUGCGUCUCUAUUGUUCAACCGCUGACUUGCUCUGAUUCCGUGUCUGCAAUGGCUUCCGAGCAACAGCUAUCUGCAAUUAAGGGCGCAAAAGUGCUUAUGGUGGGCGCCGGCGGUAUUGGAUGCGAACUUCUCAAAACCCUCGCGCUGUCAGGUUUCAAAGACGUCCACAUAAUUGACAUGGAUACAAUUGAAGUCAGCAACCUAAACAGACAGUUUUUGUUUCGACAAUCACAUGUUGGGCAAUCUAAGGCCAAAGUUGCUCGUGAUGCAGUGCUGAAAUUUAGACCUAACAUCAGCAUUACUCCAUACCAUGCAAAUGUGAAAGACCCUGAAUUCAAUGUUGAUUUCUUUAAGCAAUUUAAUGUUGUGUUGAAUGGGCUUGACAACUUAGAUGCCAGACGACAUGUGAACCGUCUUUGCUUGGCAGCUGGUGUGCCAUUGGUUGAAAGUGGGACCACUGGCUUUCUGGGACAGGUUACUGUUCACAUAAAGGGUAGAACAGAAUGUUAUGAAUGCCAGCCUAAGCCAGCUCCCAAAACUUACCCUGUUUGCACUAUCACAAGUACUCCAUCAAAGUUUGUUCACUGUAUUGUAUGGGCGAAGGACCUGCUUUUUGCAAAAUUAUUUGGGGACAAGAAUCAGGAUAAUGACCUGAACGUGCGUGCAAGUGAUGCUUCCAGCUCAUCACAACAAUCUGAAGAUGUUUUUGAACGCAAAAAUGAAGAAGAUAUUGAACACUACGGACGGAGAAUAUUUGAUCACGUUUUUGGUUACAACAUCGAGUUAGCUUUAUCAAAUGAAGAUACAUGGAAAAAUCGUAACAGGCCGAGGCCUAUUUAUAGCAAAGAUGUAAUUCCUGUUGAACCUGUCAGUCAGAAUGGAAAUCAGGCUAAAAAUUUGGUAGCUGGAAACCCUUCGUCAAUUUCUGCAAUGGCAUCUCUUGGCCUGAAAAAUCCACAGGAUCUUUGGAGCUUAAAGGAGAACUCAGCUAUAUUUCUUGAGGCCCUGAAAUUAUUUUUUUCAAAACGAGAAAAGGAGAUUGGUAACUUGACUUUUGACAAAGAUGAUCAGCUAGCUGUUGAAUUUGUUACAGCUGCAGCAAAUAUCAGAGCUUCUUCAUUUGGCAUACCUUUGCAUAGCCUUUUUGAGGCCAAAGGUAUUGCCGGCAAUAUUGUACAUGCUGUUGCGACAACAAAUGCCAUCAUUGCUGGAUUGAUUGUGAUUGAGGCUAUUAAGGUGCUGCAAAAUGAUAUUAAAAACUAUAGGAUGACUUAUUGCCUUGAGCAUCCUUCAAGAAAGAUGCUUCUAAUGCCAGUAGAGCCAUUUGAGCCAAACAAAUCAUGCUAUGUCUGCUCUGAGACGCCUUUGACUCUGGAGAUAAAUACACAUGGCUCAAAGUUGAAGGACCUUGUUGACAAGAUUGUGAAAGCAAAGCUUGGCAUGAAUUUGCCUCUGAUCAUGCAUGGUUCUUCCCUUCUGUACGAGGUUGGUGAUGAUCUUGAGGAGGAUGAAGUUGCCAAUUAUGCAGCAAAUUUGGAAAAGGUACUAUCUGAGCUUCCUUCUCCAGUCAUUGGCGGAACAAUCCUUACUGUUGAGGAUCUUCAGCAAGAGCUAAAAUGUAGCAUUAAUGUUAAGCACAGGGAGGAAUUUGAUGAGGAAAAGGAACCUGAUGGAAUGGUUCUCUCUGGCUGGACACAGCCUCUGGCUGUAGAAAAGAAUGGGAAGGGAUCUACUGAUAAUGGUGCGAGCACCUCUCGUGUGUCUGAAACUACUUCUCUAGUGAUGGAAGACGAUGAUGAGUUACAAAUCAUCCCAGCACAAAUUGCGAAGAAAAGGAAGUUAUCCGACAUUUCCAGUGCUGCUAGUUCAGAUGCUUCAUCUUUUAGAAAUGAGGCAAAAUUUAAAAGAAAAGCAGAAGAGGCUGAUAAUAACAAUGAUGUGGUAAUGCUUGAUGGUGGGAGCUCCGAGAAUAGCAAGAAGAAAAGGGAACAAUAGCUAUUCAUCUUCCUUGUUUUGAUCUCGAUCAGCAUAUCUCACCCUAACUUUGUAGAAUACAAAGAAAAUGGUGAUUCUUUUGGUGCUUGCAACUAGAGGAAUAUUUGUUUUUAGGUACUUGCGAUUUUUGACAGGAGGUUGGAUCAGUCUAGCCUGGACGAGAAACUGAGUUUGCCCUGAUCCUAUGAUGUAUUCUAACUCACUAGAUUAGGUGAGAUAUUAACUAUGUAACUUGUCAUUAGUAAGGUUUGUGUAUGUAGAAUCUUGAAAAUUAGGGAAAAGAAAGUAUGGCCCUGUUAGCAGUGCCCAAUAUUUGAUGUC
Molecule: messenger RNA, 2568 nt
Organism: Sesamum indicum (sesame)
Lineage: Eukaryota; Viridiplantae; Streptophyta; Magnoliopsida; Lamiales; Pedaliaceae
Gene: SAE2
Product: SUMO-activating enzyme 2
Biological process (GO): protein sumoylation
Cellular component (GO): SUMO activating enzyme complex; cytoplasm
Molecular function (GO): SUMO activating enzyme activity
Source: RefSeq, a predicted model, not a curated record